Manacus vitellinus (golden-collared manakin) is the source of this 1504-nucleotide messenger RNA. It is a transcript of the gene DUSP15, whose product is annotated as dual specificity phosphatase 15. Bases 1 to 792 code for a protein of 263 amino acids. The transcript is spliced from 6 exons. NCBI's taxonomy places the organism in Eukaryota, Metazoa, Chordata, Aves, Passeriformes, Pipridae. Gene Ontology annotation, biological process: transforming growth factor beta receptor signaling pathway; protein dephosphorylation; regulation of cell population proliferation. Gene Ontology annotation, cellular component: cytosol. Gene Ontology annotation, molecular function: protein tyrosine/serine/threonine phosphatase activity. The record is from RefSeq and is a predicted model, not a curated record.
AUGCACCAGUACCAGUCCUGCCCUGGGGCUGGUGAUGGUCACCUCAAACACCAGAACUUUGGCUCCUCCAGCCAAGGUUGCUGCUUCCCAAAGGGGGUCCCAGCACACUGGGUACCUCAGCACAAGGUCACUGCUCACGCUGCCACUUCCCCUUGUGUUCCACAGAUCCUUCCCGGCCUCUACCUUGGGAACUUUGUCGAUGCCAAAGACCUGGAGCAGCUAAGCCGGAACAAGAUCACCCACAUCGUUUCGAUCCAUGAAUCCCCCCAGCCCCUGCUGAAGGAUAUUACCUACCUCCGCAUCCCCCUGCCUGACACCCCUGAGGCCAACAUCAAGAGGCACUUCAAGGAAUGCAUCAGUUUUAUCCACCAGUGUCGCCUGCAUGGAGGGAACUGCCUCGUCCACUGCCUCGCUGGCAUCUCCCGCAGUACCACCGUGGUCGUUGCGUACGUCAUGGUCGUCACGGAGCUGAGCUGCCAGGAGGUGCUGGAUGCCAUCAGAACCAUCCGGCCCGUCGCCAACCCCAACCCUGGCUUCAGGCAGCAGCUGUCUGAGUUUGGUGGCAGCGCAGCCCGCAAGGUCCGCAGGCACCUGAAGCAGAGGUAUGGGACAUCCCCUUUCAAUGAUGAGGAAGAAAUAAAGGCCUUGCUGCCAGCAGGGAGAGAAGGAACAUCCAGGACAGAGGGAGCUCAGCAAGGACUGGUCCCAAGAGCCAGAGACAUCAGAAGCACAAGUCCCUUCCUGCUGCGGGUGAAGAGGACGUUCUCCUGCAUCCCAGCUUGUCUGAAGUGACCCCAGCCAAGGGAGAGCAGCGAGAAUCACCCAACAGCCUGGGAGAGAUGAAGGACACAACACAGUGGGAUGAGGAGCGCUGGGCAGGGACCUGCACCAAACCCAUCUCCUUCUUCUCUUCUGGGCUGGGAGCAUGCCACACUCUGUGUGGGUGGGAUUCCUGGGCACUGCUGGACUUUGCAGCACAUGCUGGGCUCAUCCUCUUUGCAUCUGGCAUGCUGGGGACGCAGGUCUCUGCCCCCAAGUCACUGCAGGCUCGGGCCAGAACACAGAGGGGGUCUCUCCUGCCACAGGCCAGCACCCAGGUGUUGCCAGCAGCAGCUUUAGCACUUGGGUACCCACUGCACAGGCCUCAGGGUGCACAGGGUGCAGGAGAGCUGGCGCUCCCCUCAGAGCAGUUUUCCCACCAGCAGCACAAGCUCCCAGCGCCCAGGUGGCUGCGGAGCAGGGACACACCGGUGUGUCAGCAGGUAAUGCCACCACACUGGCUCCUAGGCGAGGGUCCAGCUCCAACUUGGCCAAGCACAAGCCCUGAGCAAGCACUGUAGCUUUAGGAAUCCAUUGCACCCCAUUCCUGCCCAUUCCAGGGCACAAUCUGCAACAGGUGGGAACCAAGCGUUUAACCUGGCCAGACCUCACUAGAGCCUUAAGCCAUUUUGCUUAAAGACUUUCUAUGUCCCCGAGUAAUAAACGCCCCUUCUCUGCGGUCUGA